AUGAGCGGUCUUUCAACCGUGCCGGAUAACAUCAAUUUUGCGAAGGAGGAAGACAAAAUCGCUCAGAAAUGGAAGGAUGAGAACACCUUCGAGAGAUCUGUCGAACUUUCCAAAGACCGACCACAUUUCACUUUCUACGAUGGUCCUCCAUUCGCCACUGGUCUUCCCCAUUACGGUCAUAUGCUUACUAGCACCAUCAAGGAUGUAGUUGGUAGAUGGGCUCACCAGAAUGGGCAUUAUGUGGAGAGACGAUUCGGAUGGGAUACUCACGGUCUGCCAGUCGAAUAUGAGAUCGACAAAACUUUGGGAAUCAGUGGUCCACAGGAUGUGUUGAAAAUGGGAAUCGCCAACUAUAACAAUGAAUGCAGAAAGAUUGUGAUGAGAUAUUCAGGAGAAUGGGAGAAAACAAUGGAACGACUUGGCCGUUGGGUCGACUUCAAGCACGAUUACAAAACCCUCUACCCUUGGUUCAUGGAGUCUGUGUGGUGGGCAUUCAGUGAGCUUCACAAGAAAGGACUUGUUUACAAAGGAGUCAAAGUUAUGCCGUUCUCCACAGCUUGUUCCACGCCACUAUCGAACUUUGAAGCUGGACAGAACUACAAAGACGUCGUUGACCCAGCUGUCUUUGUUGGAUUCAAAUUGUUGGACAACCCGAAUCGCCAACUCGUCGCAUGGACGACAACUCCGUGGACUCUUCCAUCCAAUUUGGCACUCGUGGUUCACCCAGAAAUGCAAUAUGUUGUUGCCAAGGAUAAGACUACAGGAGUUGAAUACGUUGUACUCGAGGAGCGCCUUGGAGAACUCAAGAAUGAGAAUCUAGAAGUCGUUGAGAAGCUUCAAGGAAAGCAACUGAAAGAUCUCAAAUACGAGCCACUGUUCCCAUAUUUCGCUAAUAUGCGUGAAGAGAGAAACGCCUUCAGAGUGCUGAAUGACACAUUUGUCACUUCUGAUUCCGGUACCGGUGUCGUCCAUCAAGCUCCAUAUUUUGGAGAGAUCGAUUUCCAAGUUUGUGUGGCUAAUGGAGUCAUUGCCAAGGAUCAAAAAAUGAUCUGUCCAGUUGACGAGAACGGAAAGUACACUUCUGAAGUGAAGGAUUACGAAGGAAUCUAUGUGAAGGACGCUGACAAACUCAUCAUGAAGAAGCUCAAAGAAAUGGGAAAUCUCGUGAGACAAGCUGAAUGCAAGCACUCUUACCCAUUCUGCUGGCGGUCCGAUACUCCUCUUCUCUACAAGGCAGUUCCUUCGUGGUUCAUCCGUGUCGAGAGUCUUGUCCCACGGCUUUUGGCUAACAACGAUGAGACCUACUGGGUUCCUUCGUUUGUCAAGGAUAAGAGAUUCGCCAAUUGGUUGAGAGACGCUCGUGACUGGGCUGUCUCCAGAAAUCGCUUCUGGGGAACUCCAAUCAAUUUGUGGGUGUCUGACGAUGGAGAAGAGGUGGUUUGUGUUGGAAGCAUUGCCGAAUUGGAAGAGCUCUCCGGACAAAAGAUUACCGAUCUUCACAGAGAAAGUGUUGAUGACAUCACCAUCCCAUCUCGUUCCGGAAAGGGAGUUCUGAAGAGAGUAUCCGAAGUGUUCGAUUGUUGGUUCGAGUCUGGAUCCAUGCCAUAUGCCCAGAAUCAUUAUCCAUUCGAGAAUCGAAAGAUCUUUGAGGACAACUUCCCAGCCGAUUUCAUCGCCGAGGGAAUCGAUCAAACCCGUGGAUGGUUCUACACUCUUCUUGUGCUCUCAACUGCUCUUUUCAACAAACCACCAUUCAAGAAUCUCAUCUGCAACGGUCUCGUUCUCGCUUCUGACGGAGCCAAGAUGUCAAAGAGAAAGAAGAACUAUCCAGAUCCAAUGGAGAUUGUGAACAAGUACGGAGCCGACGCUCUCCGUCUCUAUCUUAUCAACUCGCCAGUAGUGCGAGGAGAAAACUUGCGGUUCAGAGAAGAGGGUGUUAGAGAUUUGCUCAAGGACGUCUUCCUUCCAUGGUUCAACGCAUACAGAUUCUUCGUUCAGAAUGUACAAGCUUAUGAACAUGAAACCGGUAAUGUAUUCGACAUGAAUGCUCACGUUGCUAGCGAGAAUGUGAUGGACAGAUGGAUCGAAUCAUUCACCAACAGCCUUGUCGGAUUUGUUCGCAAAGAAAUGGACGCCUACAGAUUGUACGCUGUCGUCGGACCCCUUACCAAAUUCUUCGACACCCUCACCAACGUCUACAUCAGAUUGAACAGAAAGAGAGUCAAGGGAGACAACGGACUCCAUGAGCAACACCAUGCUCUCGCCGCACUCGGCCGCGUUCUCAUCCUCAUUGUUCGUCUGAUGGCUCCAUUCUCCCCAUUCUUCUGUGAAUACAUCUGGCAGAACUUGAAGAAGGUUAUCGGGGCAAAGGAGGAAUCUGUACACUUUUUGAUGCUUCCAAAGCCAGAUAAAAGUCUCAUUGAUGAAUCUGUUGAGCGAAGAGUGGAAGUGAUGAGAAACGUCAUUGAUUUGGUUCGUCUCGUCAGAGAUCGCGAGGGAAUCGCUGUGAAGUAUCCACUGAAGGAGAUGAUCGUCAUCAACAGAGAUAGCCAGUUCCUGGAAGACGUGAAGAGUUUAGAACCAUACAUUCUUCUGGAGUUGAACGUCAGACAGUUGACCGUGUCGCAGGAUAAGCACAAGUAUGGAAUCACUCUCAAGGCCGAACCAAACUUCAAAAUCCUCGGAGCCCGACUGAAGGGAGAACAGAAGAAGGUUGCUGACUACUUGAAGAACAAGGUCACAGAAGCAGAACUAGAGGAGUUCCUUUUGGAAGGAAAACUCACCGUCCUCGGACAUGAGAUCACUUCUGAAGAGGUCGCUGUCAGUUAUGCAGCUGGAGCUGAUCAAGGUCACGGAUACAAGACGCACUCUGACGCGAAGACCAUUGUGAUGAUUGAUACUACCGAAGACGAAUCGCUGGUUGAGGAAGGACUCUGCAGAGAGGUGACCAACCGAGUGCAACGACUUCGCAAACAAGCCAAACUUGUCUCCACGGAUACUGCUCACGUCCAUCUUGUCGUUCAUCCAGCUGGCUCACAAUUGGCUACCGUUGUUGCUGCAAAGCUUAAGGACAUCGAAUCGGCUACUGGAACACCUAUCAAGUUGGGAGCACCAUCAGCUGAUGCCAAGGCAGCGACUGCUGUUAGUAAGAGUGCUGUGAAGGAUUCGGAAGUUGAGUUAUGGUUGUUCGCUGAAGGAGACAACUUUGAAGGCAUCACCGUUGUAGAUGGCACCAAAAAAGUUCGUGUGCAUUUGAAAACGGAAAAAGAGCAAUUGAAUGGAUAUGCUGAUCUUCUUUAUAAUGUUCGAUCUGCUUUGGAUCUGUGGAAUGGAAAAAUCACAUUGAACAAUGCCGAUGGCUCACGAGUUCAUCCAACUGUCGAUGUGAAAUCUCUCGUUGGCCACACCCUUCAACUCGCUCGAUAA
Caenorhabditis briggsae is the source of this 3426-nucleotide messenger RNA. RefSeq names its product Protein CBR-IARS-1 (gene Cbr-iars-1). NCBI's taxonomy places the organism in Eukaryota, Metazoa, Nematoda, Chromadorea, Rhabditida, Rhabditidae. The transcript is spliced from 6 exons. Gene Ontology annotation, molecular function: isoleucine-tRNA ligase activity; aminoacyl-tRNA deacylase activity; ATP binding. Gene Ontology annotation, biological process: isoleucyl-tRNA aminoacylation. Bases 1 to 3426 code for a protein of 1141 amino acids. The record is from RefSeq and is a predicted model, not a curated record.